GUUCACCUCUUAGGACAGAAAUGGCCUCAACGGAGGGAAACACUCAGACAUACAAGCUGACCUCUUUUGACAAUGACAUCAACCAACACUUUCAGGAUGCCAUUGAUGUGAUUCAACAGCAUUCAAGUAAUUCAUAUUACGAUUCAGAGUACACAUAUUAUGAGACUCUGGGUACCCAGCAGCCAUCACUGCAGUGUCAGAUCUCCUGCUGCCUCGUCACACGUCAGUCUGAAGUACCAGCUCCACUAUAUGACUGGAAUGACAUGGCUCAGCAGUCUUGGCCUCAGGUCAUCCCUGAUGUCUCCUUGGGUCACUCUGUGCAAAAUGAAUUGCCUCAUUUCUACUCAAUCUUACCACCACAGAGAACCAGCAAAGGUCGUAAGAAGCUCAGACUUUAUGAAUACCUCCAUGAGGCUCUGAAUGACCCCAACAUGGGCGACUCAAUCCAGUGGACAGACAACGGCAGCGGCACCUUCCACUUCAUCUCCAAGAACAAGGAGAAGCUGGCUGAGUGCUGGGGCCAACGCAAGGGCAACCGCAAGACCAUGACCUAUCAGAAGAUGGCGAGAGCUCUGAGAAACUACAGCCGCACUGGUGAGAUCAUCAAGGUGCGCCGCAAACUCACUUAUCAGUUCAACCCAGACAUCCUGCACAGGCUCGGCUCCGCGCAGGCGUCCGGGCACCUGCCUGGCCGCCCUGCACAAGAGGAGGCCCACACCCGGCAGCUAAACCCCGCUGAACAGAGCUACAGUGGCUCUGCGGCGGUGGACUGGCACAGCUGGUACGGAAACUACCAGCUGCAGGAAGACUAUGAGCUGGCCUCCAGCUUCACUUCACACAGCAUAACCAAACUAUGAGCUGGAAGAUGGUUUAAUCACAGAGGGGCGAAAAUCCUUUUAAUAGUCUGAAAAGGUUUUCAAAGACUUCAGUUUUUCUACUCUCAAACCUUUUUGGGUCCACAUUCAGUCGUUGCACGUAAUUACAGCUUAUAGUGGCACUAUUACUGUCAUAAACAGUGACACUUUUCAGUCCAAUGUGUUUAAAUACCCCUUUUUAUAUAAUUUGUUGUUCCAUGUAAAGGAGUAUUACUGUAAAUGUAUUUGUAAAUACUUAAAAAUAUGAUUGCUUAUUUUAGAAAAUCCCUAGAUUUAAAUCAAAACUGGGUCCAUAUUCAGUCAAUUAAUGUUAUUUUAUAAUCGGACUAUUUUGGUCAUUUGAAGUAAACCAUUUUUUUUGUGGAUUUAUACACUGCCAGUCAAAUGUAUCACUGUAAAUGAAUUGUAAAUACUUUUAAACUCCAAAAUAUGAAUGAGAAAAUUCUCUAAGUUCACAAAAUGCUUACAUUUAAAUGAUAAUGCCCUGGAUAUUACUUAAAACUUGUUAUCAGUUAGACAUCUUUUAAUUACUUAUCCAAAUACAAAUUCCAUUUGACAUGUAGCUGAUGCUGAUGCUAACAUAUAUAUUGUGCGCACACCUGCAUUUAAUAAAGCACUAAUUAAAAAAAACUAAAAAAACAUAUGCCACCUCACAUUAUCAAAAGGCAUUUAAAAAGAAAAUAUGAAACAACAAUUAAGACCAUUUGCAAUAAAACUAAAUAAAAAUCAUAAUCAUGUACCAAUAUUUUCUAAUGCAGACACACUGUUUUGACUCUACAAGACAGUGGAAGAGGUCAUAAAGAUUAUUUUACACCAAUAAUAACAAUUUAAAAGUUUAAGUCUACGGCUCCUGUUGUUACAACAAGCAACCAGUAAGAAGCAUUAUGUCUGAUGACAUGUAAAUCUUGAUUCUUUUCUUGAUAAAAACAAUGUUUUGUAGACUUAUUAUAUUUAUUGUGUAUUAAUAAAUGUUUGUUCCUAAUAUUCUAAA
This is a messenger RNA of Perca fluviatilis (European perch), 1866 nucleotides long. It is a transcript of the gene spic, whose product is annotated as Spi-C transcription factor (Spi-1/PU.1 related). The record is from RefSeq and is a predicted model, not a curated record. The coding region runs from base 21 to 857 and encodes 278 amino acids. Lineage: Eukaryota; Metazoa; Chordata; Actinopteri; Perciformes; Percidae. The transcript is spliced from 5 exons. Gene Ontology annotation, molecular function: sequence-specific DNA binding; DNA-binding transcription factor activity, RNA polymerase II-specific. Gene Ontology annotation, cellular component: nucleus. Gene Ontology annotation, biological process: cell differentiation; regulation of transcription by RNA polymerase II.